Molecule: messenger RNA, 3428 nt
Organism: Hyla sarda
Lineage: Eukaryota; Metazoa; Chordata; Amphibia; Anura; Hylidae
Product: solute carrier organic anion transporter family member 4C1-like
Exons: 13
Coding region: 26-2260 (744 amino acids)
Biological process (GO): transmembrane transport; sodium-independent organic anion transport
Cellular component (GO): membrane
Molecular function (GO): protein binding
Source: RefSeq, a predicted model, not a curated record
ACUAAGAAGAGUCUCCACCUUUCUUAUGACUCAACACAUGUCUGACCAAGAUGAUCUUGUUUUGCUUCACUUGCCAAGCUGCAGAAGAACACAUGCACCAUGUACAGAUAACUUCUCAGGAGCACUGCUACCUUUCCAAGGAUCCUUCAAGAAGCUCUUCUCAUCCACUCACCCCAGGUUGGACUCUCAAGUGUACAUCAUGGAAGAAGGCAUUGAUAACCCUGCAUUCACCACCUUGGGUGAGGUGGGCUUACAAUCCGUUGAUAAAGAAAUCAGUAAGGUUAAAGAUGGAGUGAAGGAAGACGCACAUGCCCACCAUGUUAACGAAGAGUUCAAAGAGGGUCCAUGUGGAUGGGGCAAAUUUACACCAAGCUUUCUGCAGUGCUGCAACAAUCCCAAGGGGUAUCUAGUGAUGUACAGCCUCCUGGCUGUUAUGCAAGGUACGGCUGUAAACGGUUUGGUGAAUGUGGUCAUUUCAACUAUUGAGAAGCGUUAUGACUUAAACAGCUCCCUAACAGGCUUGGUUUCCGCCAGCUACGACAUUUCAUUCUGUCUUCUGUCACUUUUUGUCUCAUUUUAUGGUCAAAGAGGGCACAAACCAAGAUGGCUUGCCUUUUCUGCCCUGAUGAUUGGCCUAGGAGCAAUUGUGUUUUCCUUGCCCCAUUUUACCAGCGGAGUGUAUCAGUAUGGAAACAGAUAUAAUGAAUUUUGUGAACAAUCAAGAAACAGUUCCAGUUCAGUGAACUGCAUUGACAAAACAGGUUCCUCCUUGUCCAACUACCUCUACGUCUUUGUUUUGGGUCAGCUGCUAAUGGGAGUAGGAGGAACUCCCUUAUAUACAUUGGGAACAGCUUUUUUUGAUGACAGUCUUCCUACACAUAAAUCCUCAUUAUACAUAGGCAUUGCAUAUGGGAUGUCUGUAGUGGGCCCUGCAAUUGGAUAUUUAAUAGGGGGGCAGCUGCUGAAUAUUUAUAUUGAUUUUGAUAAAGUAGAUAGUGUGCCUCUGUCUACCAGUGACCCCCGAUGGCUUGGUGCAUGGUGGAUUGCCUUCUUAAUCGUGGGUCUGGCGACCUGGUUGCUUAUUUUACCUUUCUCCUGCUUCCCCAAACACUUGCCAGGUACGGCUGCAGUACAGUCUGAACGGAUUUCACAAGCACAUAACAAUGGAAGUGAAAACGUUGUUGAGUCCAAGAAUCUUGGCAAAAGUUUUAAAGAUUUUCCUUUGGCUUUUUUGCUUAUGGUGAAAAAUCCCGUUCUUAUGGCUCUAACAUUUGCCAGCUCUUCAGAUGCACUUAUCACCACUGGCUUUGCAACAUUUCUUCCCAAAUUUAUUGAAAACCAGUUUUCACUAACAUCAAGCUUCUCAGCAAUUCUUGGAGGUGGUAUACUGAUUCCAGCAGCGGCCCUAGGACAAGUUAUAGGUGGCGUAAUUGUCUCAAAAUUCAAGCUUGGCUGUAAAAAUAUAAUGCGGUUGAGCAUUGUUUUAUCAUUUAUAUCAGUGGCAUUUGCCACCGUGUUCAUAUUUGCUAAAUGUGGGAAUGACCCCUUUGCUGGUGUGUCAGUGAAUUAUAAUGGGACUGGAGAACUUGGUGAUAUGUCAGCCCCAUGUAACAGUAACUGUUCAUGUGCUCGCUCAUUUUAUGACCCAGUGUGUGGAGCUGAUGGAGUGCAGUAUUUUUCAGCAUGUUAUGCCGGAUGCAGUUCUCAAGCUUUAUCUACUGAUGAUGAUAUAAAGAUUUAUACUGAUUGUAAAUGUAUUGGGAAAUCAGUACGAGAAAUAACACAGCGAACAAUCAGCCUAAAUGUUACAGAUGCUGUACCUGGAAAAUGUAAAUCCUCCUGUAAUAAUUUGAUACUGUUUAUGGUGUUUUUCUUUUUUGUCGUUGUAACCACCUUCAUGAUUGCCACUCCGAUAACAAUGGCCAUUCUCAGGUGUGUACCCGACAAGCAAAGGUCAUUUGCCCUUGGUGUGCAGUGGUCAUUUAUUCGGUUAUUAGGCUCCAUUCCAGGACCAAUAGUAUUUGGCGCUAUCAUAGAUAGCAGCUGUAUUUUAUGGAACUUGAAUGAUUGUGGGAAAAAGGGAGCUUGCUGGACAUACAAUAAUUCGGGCACAGCUUACAAACUGAUCGGCAUCAGUGCAGCAAGCAAAACUCUCACAAUAAUUUUUCUUUGUAUUGCACAUUUUAUAUAUAAACCUCCACCGAGCAAACCUGACUCUUCACAAGAUAAAGGAAAGAUCAUCUCUUCCGAGUCACUUUAAGAGGAAAGCGAUGUACAUCAUUGAUUUUUUUUGUAAUAAUAUACCUUGUGCAUAAUUCUCACGCUGUUCUUCCUCAAAUAAUCCAAACCAAGCCAAAUAAAUAAAUGGAAUCCAUCACCGUGGAAAAUAAUGCUUUUCCGUGGGAUGUUUAUAGACAGUGAUGAAGUGAAGAUCUGCGGUCUGAACAAAGCUAAUUAUAUCUGUUGUGUUUUUUAAAUAUCUUCUUUAGAAGAUUUAUUAGAAGGUUAUAUUAACCUUUCAAACUUGGCUGAUGCCAGGUACAUUGCUGAUUCUCCGCCUUUGGACACUAUGUGCAUAUGGAAUAUAUUUAAAGUUGAGUAAACUUGUAAAUGUAUUGUAUUACUAGUCUUGCAUUGACGCUGACUAUUUUAGGCUUCAGAGCUGAAAUCGCCCAGUAUUUUCUACAGUGAUUUGCAUUCUUGGAAGUGUAGUCUUAACAGCAGGCACUGUACUAGAAGUUAUAGGAGCUUAGUUAAACUGCCAAGGAUGACUGAUGACAAGUUUCCUCAGAUGACUAGCAGAAGGUAAAUAUGGCUCUAGACUGGACCAUAAGCUGUGACUAGAGAUUAGAAAAUAAGUAAUACAAUGCAAUUAGAGUGUUACUCAAAUUAUGAUAUAAAUUUAUUCUAUCUACUUUAAAAUAGUUCUCAGCGUACAACUUUUCUGAAGAAAGAAUGGAAUAAUAGAAUUCCAUAAAAAGAUAGACCCUUAACAUAAGGCAUUCAACAGAGUCUUUUUAACCACCAAUCUGCGUCAGAAUAUAAGAAAAAUCUCUGAUGUGUUAGUUCUACCUCUAAGACUUACACCUAUCUCCUAAAUGGGCCCAAAUAGAAUUAUGUUACUUUCAAGAUAUGCAUUCUUUUAUUUACUUCUAUUACAGUUAUGGAAAGAGUAAAACAGACCACCUAGCUGUUUUUGUAAUCCCAGCCACCUUCAUCCAUCCUAAGCAGGUCAAAUAUGGCUGGGGGGUGGCAGUUAUAGAGAUAGGUGGGAAUGCCUUCUCCUAUUAGACAUUAUGGCAUAUCUUAUGGAUAUGGUGGAUAUGGGCAUCGUAGUGGUUGAGACUAUAGUGGUACAUUAGCUAUACACUUUAGAAUUUCCCCUGAUACAUUGGGAAAGCAGGAAUGGUCAUAUUAGAUUUUUUAUA